GUUAUGGCUACAACACUGCCCUCCCUUUCCCUCUCCCUCUCGCCAGGACAGUUACUGCUGAAGCACAUCCUCAAGCCUUUGGUCUGUUGCCCUUCCUUACGGCUCUCGGUGGAAGAGCCCCCCGAUGGCGUCACACUCAGAUUUGAGUCUGUGGGCUCCAGCCUGGGUCAUCCGUCCCCCUUGGAAGUCUUUGCCAAGCUCAAAUCGGUGUUCAAAGUCCUCCACCAACACCUGCUGGACACACCGCUGGGCCGUUGCGAGGGAGAGGAAGGGGAGGAGACCGACCCCAGGCCCGUUUUGGCCGAGGUGCUGGGCAACGUGAUCUGGAAGAAGAUGUCCGACUGCCUCAUUUGCGAUUGCUUGGUGCACUCCAUCCCCAGCAACAGCAGCCAGCUUGCCCAGUACACGGAGGUUAUUACAGCAACAGAAGACUUCGAAAAAGCCUUAAAAGACAUGAACUUCCUUCCGGAGGAUUCCGUGGACUUGCUGACCUAUGCCCGCAACGUGAAUUGCCAUUUUGCCAACAAGAAAUGCCAAGAUGUCAUCAUGGCAGCCAGAAACCUGAUGACCUCAGAAAUACACAACACCGUGAAGGUCAGCCCAGACUCUCUGCCAGCUCUCCCCGCCCUGCCUGCCUCUGGAGCCGGGGACCAGCCAAAGGUGCCGGAAGGAUCCGAGCUGCUUCUCAGGCAGGUGACCAACUUGGAGAACAAGACCAAGCUGAGCCGCCACACCUUUUCCUUCCCCACCUGCCGCAUCAGCGACUCGGUCCAGAGAUUGAUGGCUUUGGCCUAUCAGACGCUCCAGGAAGCCUCUGCCAGCACUGACCAGUGGUGAGAUUCAUCUCCCACCUAGGCUUCUUCCUCCUCCUCCUCUUCCUCUUCCUGUUC
Thamnophis sirtalis is the source of this 890-nucleotide messenger RNA. Lineage: Eukaryota; Metazoa; Chordata; Lepidosauria; Squamata; Natricidae. The record is from RefSeq and is a predicted model, not a curated record.